This is a messenger RNA of Acanthosepion pharaonis, 462 nucleotides long. NCBI's taxonomy places the organism in Eukaryota, Metazoa, Mollusca, Cephalopoda, Sepiida, Sepiidae. The record is from the annotation of a GenBank genome assembly.
AUGUAUUUCUUUCUUUUCGUUUCUCACUAUUCUGUCAGCCAUUUUUACGUUUACCUCAAUUUUAUCUUUCAUCCACACUAUACUUUCUCAAUCUUUUUUCUUUCUUAUUAUUUUUCUUUUUGUCAUUCAUUCACACUAUUCUCACCUAUUCCUUUUUCGUUUUUAUGUUUUUAUUUUGAUCUCUUUUUCACACUAAUCUACCUCACUCUUUCUUUCCUUAUCUUUACUUUUUAUCUCUUCUUUACACUAUUCUGUUUCAUCUUUUUUCUCUUCUUAUCUUUUUUUUCUUUCUUAUCUCUUCUUCACACUAAUCUACCUCACUUAUUCUCUCUUAAUAUUUUUAUGUCUUCUCCCUUUUCUCACUUUUUCAUUCUCAUUUAUUUCUUUUUUUAUUUUCUUCACAUUAAUUUCUCCAAUUUUUUUCUCUCCUAUCUUUUUCUAUUUAGCUCUUCUUCACACUAA